AUGACGGUACCGAACCAGGCCUUUACGCGUGUGACCCCCUCGUCGCCGACGACUACUCCGUACACGUCGUUCUCAUCGAUGCAGGCCAUGGCCGAGCCGCUUGCGCCUGCUGCGCACGUCCCGAUCGACGGCACCUCGCCGCCCGCGCAUGGACGUGCGCGCGCGACCUCCAUCCCGGGUGCCACUCGUGCGCCCCGUGUCCUGCAGCCUUUCGACCGCGAGGAGAUCCGCAUCCUGCUACUGGAGAAUGUGAGCCAAGGCGCGCUCAACAUGCUCCGCGAGCAGGGCUUCCAGGUCGACUUCCACACCAGCGCCUGGUCGGAGGAAGAGCUGGUGGCCAAGAUUGGCGACUACCAUGCGAUUGGUAUCCGCUCCAAGACGCGUCUGACCAAGAAGGUCUUUGCUGCCGCGCAUAAGCUCCUCGUCGUCGGCUGCUUCUGCAUCGGCACGAACCAGGUCGAUCUCCAGGCUGCUGGCGAGCGCGGCAUUGCGGUGUUCAACUCGCCGUUCGCCAACUCGCGUUCCGUCGCAGAGCUCGUUAUUGGUGAGAUGGUGUGCCUGUCGCGCCAGCUGACCGACCGCGCGCAAGAGAUGCGUGCCGGCACCUGGAACAAGGUGUCCAAGGGCUGCUACGAGCUGCGUGGCAAGCUGCUCGGCAUUGUCGGCUACGGCCACAUUGGCUCGCAGCUCUCGGUGCUCGCCGAGUCGAUGGGCAUGCGUGUGGUCUACUACGACAUUGUCCCCCUCAUGCCCCUCGGCAGUGCCCGCCAGGCGGACACGCUCGAGGAGCUGCUCAGCACGGCCGACUUUGUCUCGCUCCACGUCCCCGAGCUGCCCGAGACGCGCGGCAUGAUUGGCGCCAAGGAGCUGUCGCAGAUGAAGAAGGGCGCCUACCUGCUGAACAACUCGCGCGGCACGGUCGUCGACCUCUCGGCCCUGACCGAUGCGCUGCGUUCGAAGCACGUUGCCGGCUGUGCCGUCGACGUGUACCCCCGUGAGCCCGCGAAGAACGGCGAGAACACGUUUACGAACGAUCUCAACCCCUGGGCGUCGGAGCUGCAGAAGCAGGCGAAUGUGAUCAUGACUCCCCACAUUGGUGGCAGCACCGAAGAGGCGCAGGCCAUGAUUGGUAUCGAGGUCGGCAAUGCGCUCUGCCGCUACCUCAACUUUGGCGGCAGUAUCGGUGCUGUCAACUUCCCCGAGGUCUCGCUCCGUCCUAUUACCGAGCAGGAGGCGCGUGCGAUCCGUAUCUGCUACGUCCACCACAACCAGCCCGGUGCGCUGCUGGCGGUGAACGAAAUCAUCGGCAAGCACAACGUCGACAAGCAGUCGACCGACUCGCUCAAGGAUAUUGCCUAUCUCCUUGCUGAUAUCAGCGAUGUGUCCGACUCGGACAUCCACGACAUUUACUCGCGGCUGAGCAAGACGCCGGCGUGCAUCCUCACCCGCCUCUUGUCGUAG
Molecule: messenger RNA, 1461 nt
Organism: Malassezia japonica
Lineage: Eukaryota; Fungi; Basidiomycota; Malasseziomycetes; Malasseziales; Malasseziaceae
Exons: 1
Coding region: 1-1461 (486 amino acids)
Molecular function (GO): oxidoreductase activity, acting on the CH-OH group of donors, NAD or NADP as acceptor; NAD binding
Source: RefSeq, a predicted model, not a curated record